Molecule: messenger RNA, 1229 nt
Organism: Colletotrichum navitas
Lineage: Eukaryota; Fungi; Ascomycota; Sordariomycetes; Glomerellales; Glomerellaceae
Exons: 1
Coding region: 287-1195 (302 amino acids)
Source: RefSeq, a predicted model, not a curated record
CCCCCCCCCCCACGCCUCUCCUUCUCUCUCUAAGCCGGCAUCGCUUCUCUGCCUCGUGGAAAAGAGACGACAGCUCACUCAUGGGUCACAGAAGAUGUCAAAGUCGCCAUCUGAGGCCACGAACACCGCGUCGCUGAAGCUCUGCUGUGUGGCAGUGCUGAUCGCCGCCUUGCAUUGAUCUAUACCCGUCACCCGCCCUGGUCAGCGUGCUUCUUCUCAUCCACUGCGACCGGAGACCACCUCUAUAUCUUGUCUCUGGCCUCUUCACUAAUGAGAGGGGGUUUUGAUGAGGGGGAAGAAGGGAAAGGACACCAGCCGCGGGGGCUGGACGGAGGCCAACUUACUGGACUGCUUGUCACAUUCCGACACCGAAAACUUUUGGGACCCAUUGUUGGCGGCAUUGGCGCACUUGUUCUUCUGGUUAUCGCACGCUCUGUUCGCCGCUGUCGCGAAGUCGGGCUGGCGGUCCGCGGCAUCAGUAUCCAAGUCCUCUCGCGUCCCGUGCAGUUGGAACCCGGCCAAGGUCAUCACACUUACAAAGGUGUCGCCAUCAACCUCGAACGGUCGUUCAGAGUUGCUCGACUUUGUGAUCUGUUCGCGUGCGCCGAAGAUAGGUCAGCCAAAACGUCGUCUCUUCAUCCUGAUGCCGCAUAUGGUCGUGCUUGUUCGGACUGAAACCGUGCACCCCCCUCCCCCGAGACUACCACACAUCGGAUCUCACACCCAGAAGUCCCAGCCCGACGAUAUCACCCGCCACCAGAGAAGGGAAAAAGAAAAAAGAAAAAGAGGGAAAAAAAGGCGGAACGAGGUCUUGGUUGGGAGACAACACGGGAUCACGUACCGCGGACGCCUUCACGCCUCCCAGGUUACCGUCAAACGGCUGCAGGUUCUGCGAGUCCUGCCGCGGCAGCAGGCCCAUCUUCCAGCCCAUGCGCAUCUCCUCGCCAAUGUCGAACGCCAUCACGCCCGCGGAGGCGACGGCGGCCGCCGAGAGGCCUCCGAUCAAUGUCAACGGCCGCAUCGCCGAUUAUGCUUCUUCUUUUCUUCAAUUACUGCCGAUGCGUGCUUCCUCCUCUGCUGCCGCCGCGUUGACGUCGUCGGAAAUCCUCGGUGGAUUUGUCGCUUCGGAUUGGAUUCGUCCCGUCCUCCUUUUGCUCAAGUUCGUAUUCGUGAUCGUGACAAUGGACCUCCUUAGUAAGACCUCCAGGGUUCGUUUUGUUGACUUUGCG